AUGAAUUCACUCGAGGAAAUAUUCCAGGAACUAGGUAUCUCCCAAUACCUAGGGGCCUUCGUGGAUCAGGGCUUCGACACGUGGGAGACGAUACUCGACAUCACAGAAUCGGACCUUGAUGCACUCGGGGUCAAACUAGGGCAUCGCAGGAAACUGCAACGCCGGAUUGCCAACUAUCGAGGUGUGGCACCCGCUGCCUCACUCGUAUCGCCCGCGCGGACGAGCAUUGAGGAGUCUUCUGCUGCAAACACCAAUAAGCCCUUGCAACCCGAAGUCAAAGAUGCUGGCAGUGUAUCAUCGACCAAGCGCAAGUACAGGCGGCACCCAAAGCCCGACGAGAAUGCUCCUGAACGGCCCCCCUCUGCAUAUGUCCUGUUUUCCAAUAAGAUGCGAGAAGAUCUCAAGGGUCAAAACUUGACAUUCACUGAAAUCGCCAAGCUGGUAGGAGAAAACUGGCAGAGCCUGGAUCGCUCCGAAAAGGAGCCCUACGAGAGUCAGGCUCUGGACUUGAAGGAGCGUUACAACCGGGACAUGAACGAGUACAAGCAGACUGUCCACUAUAAGCGCUAUUCCGAGUACUUGCAAGAGUUCCGCCGAAGACAGGCGCUCCACGAUAAAGAUGCGUCCAAAAAGGCCAGGCUGGAUACCGACGGUCGCACCCGCGGUGGCGGUAUUGGCAACCUUUCACUCGGCCCCAGUGCUGCAAACAGCAAUACCGGUAGUGGUUCAGAGAGUCAGCCCGGCAGUGAGCCUCCACCGACUAGGCAGCAGAGGUUGGAUUCCAUCACCUCACAGCCAGAGUCUCACAAAUCUCCCGUCGUGGCAACCCACGUCUUCCCGCGGCCGGCCGAUGAGAUGUGCUAUUCUCCGAUGUCGUCCACCCAAGACGAGCACGGCCCGUCGAGAGCUCGAGGCUUCUCAAGUCCGAUUGGCAGGGAUGUCUCAGAGCUGCCAUCACUCAACCACCCGGUGAUACGGGAAGGCCACCGUUCCGAUAGUUCAUCUGCCUAUCUGCCUCCCAUCGCCGGCGCAGGCGAACCCCGUGUCCUGGCUGCCCCGAUCUCUCAUUCCCCCGAAAAUGGCAUGCCGAGCAUCGCCCCGGUACUGAAUCAUCGCAACACCUCGCGACAUGGUUCGGGCUCAUCCAGCUAUUGGUCGCGUACGCCAUCGCUACUCACAGAGCAGUCGUCCACAGGCAGCACGACAUCCCUUGGCUCUGUUGGUCCACCUAGAACCCCGAGCGAGUCCUCUCUGCCCAUUCACGCGCUUUUGUCGUCAAAGCCCGAGGCCCCGAGUCCAACAACGAACACCAAGCCAUUACCGGAUGGUAUGACCGUGUCGCAACCUCCGCCCGCGAUCCAUCGCCCACAAUCCAGUCGCCCCCCAGGUCAUCAGGUUGCUCUGGACAGCAAACCCGUGUUUAGCGAUGGUCGGUAUCCAACGAUUACAACUACGCAACUACCACCCGUGGCACCUCUGACUACGUCACUGGGUGCCGCCCCAGCAGCAGGGUCCCCAGCCAUGGGUCCUGCAGAACCCAGCUACGAUGGGAUGAGUGCACUGCUCCGCGCCAGCGACAUCGUUGGCCGUCAAAGACAAUAG
Molecule: messenger RNA, 1602 nt
Organism: Neoarthrinium moseri
Lineage: Eukaryota; Fungi; Ascomycota; Sordariomycetes; Amphisphaeriales; Apiosporaceae
Exons: 7
Coding region: 1-1602 (533 amino acids)
Biological process (GO): regulation of gene expression
Cellular component (GO): nucleus
Molecular function (GO): protein binding
Source: RefSeq, a predicted model, not a curated record